Penicillium crustosum is the source of this 225-nucleotide messenger RNA. RefSeq lists its product as uncharacterized. NCBI's taxonomy places the organism in Eukaryota, Fungi, Ascomycota, Eurotiomycetes, Eurotiales, Aspergillaceae. The transcript has 3 exons. The record is from RefSeq and is a predicted model, not a curated record. Bases 1 to 225 code for a protein of 74 amino acids.
AUGUCUUCGACGCGUUCACCAACUGAAUUAGUUUCGACCACCCUCAGAGAAGGCAUAAGCGGUUAUAUUGACCGCACAAAGCUUGAGAGUAGGCUUUACGAGUUUUUUGGGUACAAGAUCGAAACUGAAUACUUUUGCGGCCGAAUUACCUUUCAAGCACCACGAGAAGUGCAAGAGGCAUGUCUCCCGGACCUCUGCGAGGAUGAACGGGUGGACUACGGCUAG